UGUGUGUGUGUGUGUGUGUGUGUGUAUGUGUGUGUGCUCCGCAGAUAGACUGCGUCUCCAUGGAGGCGCUGUUGCCAUGACAACCGUGAAACACUUAGUCCACGCUAAGGAUGUCCACGUACAGCAGAAAAAGCACCCCAGACUUAGAAAUGGAAACAGCUUACAAUACAGAGACAUCCAGAAAGACAAUACCUACGUUGGAACCGUCCGCUGCGACGCAGCUUCCAGAGAGUACCAGCUGUCUAACGUGCUCAGAUGAUGGCCGGUACCUCAGUUUGGGUCACUCUCAGGGCUUGGCUGUGUGGGAUGCAUCUUCUCUGAUCUGUGCUGCAGAGUGGCUCGAGGACAGAUUAGAAAUUACAUUUAUUCAGAUGACCAGGAUGGCUGAGACGGGUUAUCUGCUUGCCACUGUUGAUGAUAUGGGCGUUGCCAGAAUCUUUGCAUAUCACUGUGAAGGCAUUCACCUCCUCAGUGUUAUAAACGUCAUGGAAAAUAUCAACAAAAGGAGCAUUUGCUUGACAUUUGAAUUAUCUGCAGGGGGAGAUUAUGGAGCUGCAUCCAUCAGAUGUAAUGGUGCUCUUUGUCUUGAGAUCUAUCACCUCCCCACAGAAGCAUGGCUGAAAGAGUUAGACUUGGCAUUAUCACAAAAACAGGACUCAAACUCAUCUGAAGACGUGGGUGUGAAAUGGUCUCCGGUUGCUCUGCUGAUUAAAAUCAAACCACCCAAAAUUCCAGCAGGGACGGCAUUGGAUGGUCCACUUGAGGUGUUGCAGAUGACAGACUUUUUAACACACUGUUUGGCUCUGGAUGAAAACAUGAGCAGCACCCAUCAACAGGAGGAACAAUCUUUGGACACAGAUGCAGGAAAAACAAAGGAAACAAAUGAAAGCCAGAGAUGUUGUACCCACCAUUUUCUUCCACCUUGUGGUCAGUUUCCUAGUGACAGCAAAUCAAAGUCUCAGCCAGGAUUGCCUGUUGUCGUCUGUGUGUGGUGGAGUGGCAGCCAUAAUCUUCUUCAGUAUUUGCUGCAAAGAGCACCAAAGAAAAAAACAGACGUGGAACCCAUGCCAGAUAUGUUGUGGCCACAUGCAAAGGAAAUCCUCUGCUCUGCUGUUAGCAGAUGCACCCGUUACAUAGCGCUUGGGCUUGUUGAUGGUGUGGUGUGUGUCUGGGACAGGCAAUCUGGGUCUCCGUUGUCUGUUGUCUUAGUGUCAGCAGCAGACAGUGCCUUCUCCAGGAUGCAGUUUGUGGAUUUCAGUCCUGUGUCUGCUAAUGAUUUCCAGACUUUUACCACAGCAAAAGUCCGUCUAUUGGUGGUGUGUAAAAGUGGAGCAAUUCAUACAGUUACCACAGGACGAGGAACACAGUCCUGCACAAAGCAGGUCGCUGAAAGGCCAAAACACAGCAGGGCUCUCCCAACUGUCAUUACAUCAGUGCCGUUUCUGCAGAGCCUGUCGCUUGUGGUCCAAAGAAAUGGAAAUAUGCUUCUCCAGGAUGUCAUCAAACAAACCACUGUGUGCUUCUUGAUUCCUCCUACAACUCAUAUGAUUGCUACUCCUUGCAACCCUGUUUAUGCUCUGAACACCAAACAGCAAACUCUCUUUAUAAAAGCAGGUGACCUGGACACCAGCUGCACUGUGUCUUCUGAAGAAGGAAGCCAGAGUCAGCUUUUCAUGUUCAGUUUUGGAGAAUCUGACAUUUUCAAACAGUACAUUUCACUUCCAGACACUCCACAACAAUUACAGACAUUAAGCUGUGCUACUCUAGAGGAAACCUGCGAUGUCUCCCUUCAGCAAAGAGCGCUGUCUGUGGAUGAAAGGAACAAAGCUAGAGCAGAGACCUGGAAGCAGCUACAGGAAACUGCAGUGAUGGUACAGCAGAGAGCAGAGCGAUACAAAAGAGCUGCAGUCAACUGAACAACUGCAAUAAAUUAUUGUUGUACUGUUGCAUAUGUAGUGUUUAUGUUUAUCAGAUAUAUAGUGCUUGUGUACAUUUUUCACUUUAUGUCAUUUUUAAGCUUCUUCUAAUUUUUACUGACUUCACUGCACUGUUCUCCAUGACCUACAGUGCUCAUUUGCACACAGGUGUAGUAUGUCUCAUGUGAAAUUACUGCAAUUAGUGUUCCAUUUUUUUAAACAAAUGUACAGGCAUACUUUUCCUCUAAACCACAGAUGUUUGGGGUAGCAUACGAUCCAGUAACUGGUGUUUACUGUUGCAAGUUUGCUUUAUUGAUUUCUGUUAUAUUGCCUGGUGUACGGGCAAAUACACAACACUGUUUAAAAAGUGUAUUAUAUACUGUACAUCCCAUUGCUACCUAUCAAAUAAUAUCAAAAUAGUAUAGUUAUGUACCAUUUAUUUAAUAAAUACACUGACACCAACAGCAAACGUUUAAUUAUUUUAAGUCCAAGAAAUUCUGAAUUUGUCUUUUGUACAAAAGAUUUAUGACGUUGUUUGUGUUGAGUUAGGCAACAUUUCUUAUAUCUGUGCUGCUGGUAGGUGAUCUCUAACAUGUCUUUUAAAAGGAUGAGGUAUUCAGACUGAUUAUGACUGGGCACCUUGGCAUUAUGUUGCCUUUGGGUUCAAUGUUUCAUGUGCCAUGUUUUAAAUGUCAGAAGACACAAACAAACAGGGCGCUGAAGAUUUACUUUUUUUUAGUUAGUUUAAGGCCUUUGAAUCUCUAGCAUGUGAAGUUUAGGUCCGGUUUUGGUUGAAGCAGUAACAAAAGAAGAGUUUCUUGUGCACUUUAACAGCCUAUAAUAGUUUUUAUUAUUAUUAUUUGACCCUUAUGCUUCAAGUCAAUGCAGCAAAAUGUACAAAGAAAAUUAGAACAAUGGAGAUUAGUGGGCAACUUCAGUAGCUGAGUGCUCUAGUUUUAUGUGUGGCAAACUGACAAAUUCAGAUUCAUGGAGCAUAAUCAGCUACUAAAUGUCCAUAUUUAUUGAGUACCAGGGCAACAGCAAAUUAGAUGGAAAUAGGUGAGAUGGAUUUACAGAGUCAGAAGAUCGUAAUCUAUCAAAGACCUUGUUCAUCUGUGUAGCUGGAUAAUUAAACCGGAUUGGUAUGUUUGAGGUUAGAUUGGUUGGCAGAACAAUAAUGUAAAUUCUUGUGUUACUGUGGUAUCUAUUUCACUGAGAG
This is a messenger RNA of Larimichthys crocea (large yellow croaker), 3135 nucleotides long. It is a transcript of the gene wdr93, whose product is annotated as WD repeat domain 93. The coding region runs from base 111 to 1916 and encodes 601 amino acids. Lineage: Eukaryota; Metazoa; Chordata; Actinopteri; Sciaenidae. Gene Ontology annotation, molecular function: protein binding. Gene Ontology annotation, cellular component: respiratory chain complex I. The transcript is spliced from 16 exons. Gene Ontology annotation, biological process: electron transport chain. The record is from RefSeq and is a predicted model, not a curated record.